Molecule: messenger RNA, 9794 nt
Organism: Octopus sinensis (East Asian common octopus)
Lineage: Eukaryota; Metazoa; Mollusca; Cephalopoda; Octopoda; Octopodidae
Product: phosphatidylinositol 3,4,5-trisphosphate 5-phosphatase 2A-like
Exons: 26
Coding region: 160-3531 (1123 amino acids)
Biological process (GO): phosphatidylinositol dephosphorylation
Molecular function (GO): protein binding; phosphatase activity
Source: RefSeq, a predicted model, not a curated record
UAGAUACGAAACUACGCCAGCCGACAAUUUGCCCAGGCAGUGAGCAUCUUGGGGGAAGGAAGUACCGCUUAGUUGGGGCUUGUGCAUGACUAACAUGUUUACUUCCUAAUUAAACCCUAGAGAUUUUAGAGGGGUAAUAACCUCUUGGCAGGAGUCAAAAUGGCUUUUCUUCAUAAAGGCAUUUCUCGACUUCAAGCCGAAAAGCGUCUAUUACAAAACAAAGAGGAUGGAAGUUUUCUUAUACGAGAAAGUGAGACUGUACCAGGAGCCUAUGUGCUUUGUCUUCUUUGUCAAGGACGUGUUCACAAAUAUCGAAUCCUCCCUGAUUUGGAUGGCAAACUUUCUGUUCAAUCAGAAAACAGUUUGCUGGAGCCUAGAUUCGUGGAUUUAUCCCACCUAGUUCAAGAAUAUAUGAAACGAGGGGAUAAAAAUGGUCUUGUAUGUGCUAUGAAAAAAAUUGUGGCAGUAGAGCGUUCAGAAAAACUUGAUGAACCUGAUUCAGAUGAUGAUGAUUUUGAAGCCAAUGCAGCAGAUCCCAGUGCACGGCAUAAUACUGUCAGUACUCUUCGAAUGCAAUUCUUAAAGAAUUUUGCCAGAUUAGAUUUGUCCAAAACUGAAGGUGAAUUUAUGACCAUUCUCAAGCAAUACAUUGAUGAAGGUCAAGAUGAAGACCUUGUUUCAAUGAAAGCUGGAAACACCAAAUUACCUGGUCUUCAGAAACUGCUAUGGACUAUAGCUAAGCCCUUAGUCAAAGAGUUCGACAAUUUCUUAUUGAAAAUGGGUUUAGUUAGAGAUCUCUUCAGUGACGUACCCAAGGAACAGAAAUGGAAAGAGUUGGAGGCCGAGAAUUUUGGUGUUGAGGAAAUGUCCAACAAAUUCAAUGAGUGUAAAGCAGCUUUAGAAGAUCUGCAAGCUGGGGCUCAAGAUUUCUUGAAAAACUAUGGUAUAAAAGAUCAAGGAAGCCAUGGAGAUUAUACAGAAAUUGAUUUUGAUAUGAUGAAAACUGCCCCCUUUUUACAGUCUGUUCCACAACAGCCAAUUCCUGAAGCAAUAUUUGAAGUUCGGGCUGUGAAACAUGGAAAACCAAUGGGUCGAGUAACAUUAAAAGUUGAUGUUCAAACUGGCCGUUUGUUUGCUGUAAAACCUUCCAAAGAUAUUUUAGAUGCUAGUAACACAUUCUCCCAUGAAAAAAUUUUGCAGCUGAUCAAAAAAUCAACUGAUAACUGUCGACUGGAUAUUGUAAUAGAAGGGAAAAAGACAUUUACUUAUCAAUUUGAAAGUGUACAUGCCCGAGAAAACUUUUGUCAACAUAUAUGUCAAAUGAAGAGCAUGCAUUCUACUGCAGAAGAAAUAGAUCAAGUAUCUAUCUUUAUUGGAACAUGGAAUAUGGGUACUGCCCCAUUUACUGAAAGUCUUAAUAGCUGGGUACGAUGUCAAGGAGCAGGAAAAAUUCGAGAGCCCCUUGUAAUGGGAGUAAUUCCUCAUGAUUUAUAUGUAAUUGGAACCCAGGAGAGUUCAUUAACUGAAAAAGAUUGGGUCAACUGCCUAAAAGCUCAACUCAGACUUUCAAUGUCUAUUGAUCCUGAAAUCGUAUGUGUUUGUUCCCUAUGGGGUAUACGUCUUGUUGUCUUUACAAAAGCAGAACAUCAACACAGAAUAAGUCAUGUGGAGCACAGCAGUGUAAAAACAGGAAUUGCCAAUGCCCUGGGUAAUAAAGGUGCUGUGGCAAUAUCCAUGUACUUCAACGGAACGUCCAUAUGCUUUAUCAAUUCACACCUUGCUUCACGGAGUGAAAGACUAGCCAGACGCAAUCAGAACUAUCGUGAUAUUAUAAAAGGCCUAUCUCUAGGGCAGAAACACCUGAAUGUAUUUGAUGUAACAAAUCAAUUCCAUCACGUAUUUUGGUUUGGAGAUUUAAAUUAUCGAGUUGAAGAAAACAUCCAUUGUGUUUUGAAUAAGCUACAAGAAGGAGACAUUGAUAGUUUGCUUAUUCUAGAUCAGCUUAAAAUGACCCAGGAUUGUAAAGAUGCCUUUGUUGGAUUCCGUGAAGAGGCUAUUACAUUCCUUCCUACAUACAGAAUGGAACGAGGGGCAAAAGGCAAAUUGGUUUAUAACUGGAGGAAAGUGAAAAAAACCACUGGAGAUCGUAUUAAUGUGCCUUCCUGGUGUGAUAGGGUUAUGUGGCGAUCUUAUCCUGGAACGUUUAUAGAAAAUAUAGCAUACGGCUGUGCCGACGAUAUAUUGAGCAGUGAUCACCGGCCAGUAUUCAGUUCUUUUAAUAUUGGCAUAGCCUCACAGUUUAUUACCAACAGAGAAUCUUUGGUUGAUCAAACAUCUGUCCGCAUUAUCUUUGAUCUUGUCCAAGCAGAGAUUCGUACAUGUUCCAGCCAGUAUUUUGUUUUAGAGUUCUAUUCCAAUUGUCUUCCAAAUGUUAUUAGUAGUAAUCCUAACAAAACAUUUUAUGCGGAAAUUGCUGGUCUCUGCUGCCCCCAAUGGACAAAAGAUUCACUUCCUGAGCUCCAUCCAAUAUUUGGUGACCGAGAUUACCUAGAAGAACAGCACAUAUUAAUCGCCAUCCGAACAAGAGAUGGUGACCAUGAAUCAUAUGGUGAGUGUGUGGUAACCCUUAAGGAUAUGUAUUCAGUGCAACCCGAGCCAUUUGAGUACAUGUUAACACAUUUAGGUGAUGAAACAGGAAUAAUAAGAGGCAAGAUGCAUAUAUACACUCCUGAAAGUGCUCCAAGACGGCGCUCUUCAAAGAAAGUUUAUGAACUGGUUUCAAUCGAUACGGAGUAUCAUGAUCCAGAGCUUUAUCUUGUGGACUCCCCAAGACUUGAAAAGCUCAAUGAAGGGCGUUAUGUCAAUGCACCUCCUUUUAAUGGAUUCUCUGGAGCAGGUUACCCUGAAACAAAUCCAGCUCCCAUUCCCGCUCUACCCCCAACUACUACUAGUGUUGCUACUCAGGUAUACCCUCCUGAUAGCCAGCUCAGUGGUGAUCCCUGGCCAUUUGGCAUUACAGAUAAACAAGGUGUACUUACUUCCUUCGAGACUAGCACUGAUCCGAUGCUUGGUGCUUUGCCUCGUAAAGGCAAACCUUACAUGGGGCAGUCAAGUCUCGAAGUAGGUCAACGUCCGAUGUUGCCUGCACCUGUAACUCCAGUUGGCAGUACUGGAACUUCCAAGAUGACAGAGAGUGCUGUAUUCAGUUUUAGUAGCAGCGGUCCUGAAAGUGCUUCUGCAGAAGCAAGAGAUGCAAGUAUGGCUCCUCCUGUUCCUACACCAAGGAAAACUAAGCAUCAGUCCGAUGCUGGCUAUGCCCAUUUAAAGAAGCCCGAUACAGUUCAGGAAUGGCUUGGUUGUCUUGGCCUGUCAGAAUAUACUAAUACUUUCAUCAUUAAUGGUUGGGACUCAAUCUCUUAUCUCGGCUACCUGACAAAUGAUGACUUAGUAAAUAUGCACAUAAGGAACCCAAAACACCGUGAUCGUCUCUUGCGCAGUCUGCAGGACAUGAACCUGAAGUUCACUGGUUGAUCCCAAUUAUCAACAAAUGAAUUCCAGCUCAACAAAAGCAACAACAUUCAGCUCUGUGACUCUGCAAUAUCUUCCUUAGCCUUCCCUGUCUAUUUCUAUUUAUGCUGGCUGCUACAGGUUUUUUUUUUUUUUUUUUUUUCUUUUUAGGAGGCUAGAUGAAUGCUUCAUGGUACAUAUACAUGUAUUGCAAUAGCAUUUACAUAUUAAUGAUUGUAAAAUCUGUCACUCAAUCAGUCACACACAUCCAAACAUACACCACCAAAAAAUGUAUGUUUACUUUGAAGCUGUUUCUUUAGUUUGAUAGUACAGACACACACUUUUCAUACAAGCAUAUAUAUAUAUACUAAUGUACAUUUAUUCACUCAUACAAAUUGAAGUAUGGAUGUACAUUGAAGAUGUGACUCAAAUAACAAAUAUUGAAUUCUUGAUAAGAAUUCUGUUGUGACUAGCUUUUCUUUUCUUUUCUUUUUUUUAAGUCAUUGAAGAAGUACAUGAGAAAGCUACUACAUAAUGUGCAUUUGCACUUAAAUGUCAAGUAAGUUUGAAGUGUGUGUACAUAUAUAUGUGAGUAAAUGUGCCUGCAUAUCUAUACAUACACAAGCACACACACAUAUAUAUAUAUACACAAACACAUUCUUCAGAAAGAUUUCAUAUUUAACAUUACUUCCUAUAACAUUUGUUUAAAUUAUUUUUCACUUUGGAGGGAAUUUUGUUAAAGUUGCAACAGCAUUUGAUAAAUAUCAUUUUCAUUCUUAUUUGAUCUCUCUCUCUCUCUCUCUCUCUCUCUCUCUCCCCACCAUUUGUGUGCAUUUGUAUGUGAGUGUGAACAUUUAGAUAAGCAUGCACGCAUAAGUGUAUGCAAAUGAAUUUGUGACUACAGGAUUCUAUGAACACAUACAUGCAUAUAUGCACACACUCACAUAUGCACAUAUGUAUAUGUCUGUGCUUGUGUGUAUAUUCAUUUUUGUGUUGUGUGUGUGUAGUCACAUGCAUGCUGAGAUGUUUUAGUUAUGUAUAUAUUAAUAUAAAAAUGGUUUUCAUGCAAGCAGUCAGACACAUCCACUCACUGUAUUUUCAUCAAAUUUAUCAACAAAAUUUUACUUAUAUUACUAGAACAGACCUCAGUAUUGUUUUUGUAAUGGAUGUUGUUUGUGCAUUUAUGUGCACAUUUCAAUCUCACAAAGAAAAUUUUUAAAAAAGUUGCAAUAUAUACAUUUGACAAAAAUAUACAUGCAACUAAUUUUACUGUGCAAUAUAUAAAUGUAUCUAUAAAAAUAUGUCUAUGUGCAUAUAUGUGUGCAUGCAUGUACAUAUGUAUGUGUAUGUCUAUAUACAUUAAUACGUAUGUCUAUAGAUUAUUUCCAGAAAUAAUGCUGCUGUAUAAGUGAUUAAAAAUUAUUUACUCAAAUACGCAAAAGAAAAGGAAAAAAAGAAACUUUAGAAUUAACCUAUAAACAAACUUUCCAUACACUGCUGCAGUGUAUGUUCUUUUGCAUCUGUAUCAGAUGCAUUUUUCCCUAAAGUACCAUUAACCAGUGAAAGUUUUUUUUUUAAAGGGACAAGUAUUUUGUGUUUGGGAAUGGGAGGGAGCAACUAAAACCAAACUGCAUAAAAUUACUAUUAUGAUUUCUUUUUAUUUCUUAAUAAUGUAUAUUUCAUCUUCACAUAUUAAAUAUAUUCAUACAUUUUUAAGAUCUUAUGACAGCUUCAGAAAUUGCAAGAUCACACAAUAAAAGCUGUCCAUCUCUACAUAAAGAAAUAUGAGUCCUCUCAUUAUUGUUUGUUCCGCUGCCAGUUCAUUACAGUUCAGUCAAUCAUGUUAAGAAAUCAACCACUUGCUGUACAAGCUAUAAAAAACAGUAUCAAUAUAAACUGCAGCUGUGUUCUGUUGCCCUCUUUAAUAAUAUUAGUCUUAAUUGUAAGGAAUUAAAUUUUUUUUAAAUGUUAUCCUCUGUAGAUAUCUUUUAAUUUUCUUUUUAUGAAUGUUUGAGAUGAUUGAUAUGUACUUUUUAACUAUUUAUAUCCUUAUUUUGGAUGUUGAGUCAAUAUUUGAUAAUGUUAUAUUUUUCAAUUUAUUUAUCCCUGUUCAUUUGACUAUCUUUUAAUUUUACAAUAACGACAAUCUGUCUUAAAUUUUCUCUCAGUACCAACGCCACACAAUCUGAACAUUAUAGCUGCUUCUAUUCUAAAAUAGUGUGUGUGUAUGUGUAUAUGUUUGUGCAUGCAUGUGUAUGCGUGCACACGCAUUCUAUUUUAUAUGUAUGUUCUGUUGUAUCAGCAAAAGUCAGUGUGCAUGUAUAAAUGUGUCUGUAUUUGUAUAUACAAGCACGCAUAAAUAUAUAUAUAUACAUAUACACACAUUUACGUGUGUGUGUGUAGAGUUGUGUAUUGCAUCUAUCCUCUCUGAAUUUAUGACUGCUUAUGGCAGCUAAUAUUUUGGUUUGUUCUAUAGUUUUUGCAGGUUUUUUUUCUUCCUCUUACAUUUUUGUCUUUAGCAUUUCUUUGUAAUUUUUAUCAUUUACACUUUUUUUGUUUUUUUGCUUAGGACAUUCUGUUUUUUGUUUUUUUUUUGUUUAAAUAGUUAUAAAGAAUCUCAGCAUUAUUUGAAAUAAUCAGUGUUUUUGUAAUAUAUCAUUUAAAGAGAUUAUUUCGACAAAAUCAAAGUUUUUAUUUUAUUACACGUUGCAUCAGUAUUACUUCCAUACCUGUUGACUAAUUAAUUAGUUACCUGAAAAGUUUCUAAUCAUACAAGACAUUUUACCUAUGUAAAUAUACAUAUCAUUAAGUGAUGAUUUGAAUUCCAUUUAAAACCCUUGAUAAUGUUGAACAUUUACAUGCUCUCAUUGGUGAUUUAUAGCACCUGAAUAGCUAAUAAAACAUUUCAACAACAGUUGUUGAUGCUGUUAAACUGCCCAAAUGAGAGUCGAAGUGUUUAGAAACCUGCAUUGCUAAGAAAUGGAAAUUUUAUAUAUAUAUGUAUACAUGCAUGUAUGUAUGUAUACAUAUAUAUAUAUAUAUAUAUAUAUAUAUAUAUAUACAUGCACACAAACACACAACAUCUAAAUAGCAAACAGAAAGACACCAUUCCUAUAAUUUUCUUUCUUUUUUUUUUUUACUAUUAUUCACAAUAAAAAUGGGUUUGUUUUACUCCCAACAGAUACUAAAAGAAAAUAAGACACAAAAAAGACAAUUUUUUGUUAUCUUUUCAAUCCUAAUAUUGAUAAACUAGUCCUUUAAAAAAUGUUUAUGAAAUGUAGAGUUUCAAAUAAAUAUUUUACCCACUUCUACUUGUGUGGUGCAUUUGCCUUGUAGGCUUAGCCAACUCCUUCAGAUGAACCUGCAAUCCAAACAACUAUCAUCUAUUGUUGUCUAUAAUCUAAUCAAUUUCAGUUUACAACCAAUCUGACUUCCAACAGUAUUUGAGAACAACUAAUUUUUAAAAGUAUUAAAUUUAUAAGUUUAAGAUGGUUAGAGGUGGAUAAGAAAUAAUUUUACUGAUAUGAUUAAAAAUUAAACUAUAUAUUGAUUUUUCAGAUAGUUGGUCAUAGUAGACAGAGUAAGAAUGAUUGUAUUGUAAUAUAAAAGACAAAGUAGAACUAAAGAACGUAAGAGUACUUAUUAGUUCAUGGUUUAUACAGGGUGUCCCAGAAUUAACUAUCUAUUUCAAUGAAAUCGAGCAAAUCUUUAAAAAACUGACAGAAUUUCAUGUUUAUUAUUUACUUAUGACAUUAAAACAAAUAGAUUUAUAAAUCUUACAUCAAAACAAGUUUAGCUAAACUAUUGCUCCAUCCUAGGAAUGGAGGUAGAGAAAAUGAUUGCAGCCAAAUUGCAAAAAAUCUGUCAUGGACAGCUAAGCAGGAUCCAAUAGGAAUGAAAAUAAAAUGAUAGAAAAAUUAUAAAAAUUUAUCAUUAAAAUUAAAACUUUAUACACUUUUAAUACAUAUUUAAACAUGGUAAAUAUAAAUACAUAUGAUUUUUUAAAAGAAUUGUUCAAUUUCACUGAAGUAGAUGGUUAUUCUUGGACAAGCUGUAUAUCCUUUUUAUUACUCAUAUAUAAACUCGGAGGCUGGAAUGUAAAAGUUAAAUAACCUUUAAACUAAAGGGUGUUUAAUUUUGUUUUUCAGUUUUACUGCUUCUUUAUUUCUUCAAUAUAUGUUUACUUUUUAAGUUCUAAUGUCCUUUAAGCUGAUUUUAUUUAGUUUUUAAUAUCCUUGUUUUAUAAGUCAUUUUUUUAUAAUUUUAGUUUUACAAGCUGUUAGGGUGUACUUUUUUUUCCUUAGCUGUAUUGAAACUAAAGUCAAACCUCCUUCAAUUUCUAAAGACUUAUUCUAAAGGUAGUAUACAGAUUUAAAGGUCUCAAAGUUUUACUAUUACUGAAUAUUGUGUAAUAUAUAUAUAUAUAUUGGUAGUGGUUGUGAGGUAUAUAUAUAUAUAUAUAUAUAUAUAUAUAUAUAUAUAUAUAUAUAGGUUGGUGUCCACUAAAUACUUUAUAGUUUCUAACACAAUCACAUAUUACUUAAUGUAUGUUAACAGCCGACAUUGUUUAUGCCAGUAUUAAAGUGCUAUUUACUUAGGUAAUUCAUAUAAAAUUGAAAACCUCUGUGAGGUUGCUCCCUUCUGUGAAACUUUCAAAACAUAAAACUUUUCAAGGAAGGAAAUAAUCUUUUGAUAUUUAAUAUUUCUUUCAACAUAUUAUUUCACAGUGCCGCACAUUUAUAUUGUUUGUUUUUUUUUCUUUCUUUUUUUGGUCAAUUAUAAAUCCAAAUUAAAGUAUUUUAUAUUUAUUUGAGGGUUCUUUAUUGUUUUUAAAUUGAAAUAUAAUUUUGCUAUGAAUAUUUUCCUCAUUAAUUUUUUUCCAAUUGAAUUAUUUUGUAAAAGUUUUUAUUUUGUUUUGAUCAUACCAUAAUAGUAUUUUUUCAAAGUUUGCAUUAUAUUUAUUUUGUAUUAUUUUUAUUUGGUUCUAAUAUUGAAGGCAGUUUUAUUCAACAUUAAUCAUCAGUUUUUAUUUUUCUUUCAAAUGUUUAUGUUCCAACUGCAGCAAAAUUUUUUGUCCCAUACCUGUUUGUUUCAUAAAUAAAUAAUAAAAGAAAAAGACAAAAUGUACUUAUCCCGACGAUAACUUCAAUAAAUAUAUUUCUGGAGAAACUUUAGAGGAAACCUAGUUAAAUUAUAAUCGUAUGAAUAACAGUCAACAUGAAGUUCAUAUCCAGUUUAUGGUUAGUUAGGCAUUCAUAACCUGAAAAACAAGAAAAUGAUUCUAGACUAAAUUUAUAUUAAUACUAGGUCAUAUAAUGUUCUUUUCAUUGGAUUUUGUCAAUAUCUCCAGGAAAAUCAAAGAAUGUUACACUUCAGAAAUAAGUAAAAGUUUGAGCAAUUCAAAAUAAUAUUUUACUCUAAAAUGAAGCUUGUUCUCUUUGAUACCGAUAUAGAACAGUCAGUACUCUAUCCUUGUAUACACACACUAUGAGAAUUUUACUUAGGUGAAGAAAAUUAAUGUAAUGUUGAGCUGGCUAUGGGAGAAAAGAAUAUCCUUGUCGUUUUUUGUUUGUUUUUUUUUGGGGUUUUUCUUUUUUGGUUUUUUUUUUUUUUUUUUACAGUAUUGUGCGGUUAAAGUUUUUGAAAUAUCCUUAUCAGUAUUUUUGAAGUUUGAAGGAAGUUCUACUACAAGUUGAAAUGGAUUAUAAAAUUUAAAGAUGCUUGGGGAAAAAUGAAGAAACAUAUAGAUGAAAAGAUCGAGGUGUAAUGCAACUAUGUUGCUGAUUUGAGGUUUGAUAUUCUAUAUGAUUAUACAGAAUAACUACAGAAGAACUUACCUUAUCAGUUUGGUGGUGGGGGUGGAGGGUGAGAUUUGCUAUCUGGUUACAAAUAAAUGGCAUCUAAUCCUCAAUUAUGUCUCUCUCCCCCUCCCCUGCUUAUUAAUGAUUGACAAUUAUUCGGUUUAAAAAAGAAGUUCAAGUUUUUUUGGGGUUUUUUUUUUUCAAUAUUUGUCUUUAUGUUAUGAAAGCAUAAAUAUAUUUUUCUUUAUUAUCAUUUACUAAUUCUGAUGUUGUAGCAAACUUGUCCAAGUCUACCUAUGUUGAGUCUUCAGCUUUGACUGUAUAUAUUGUUUACAAAAAUGAGAGGAAAAAAAAAUCUAUUGGGGCAAGAAUCAGAUUUGGUCAAUGCAUCAUCUUCUUUACCUUCCUUAACCAUUUUUUAUAAACUUACUUGCCUAACUUUGACAUUUACAAUAUUAAACUGAAAAUAUCUGCACACUUUCUGCA